Crotalus tigris (Tiger rattlesnake) is the source of this 2009-nucleotide messenger RNA. RefSeq names its product RNA polymerase II associated protein 2 (gene RPAP2). The transcript has 13 exons. The record is from RefSeq and is a predicted model, not a curated record. Gene Ontology annotation, cellular component: nucleus; cytoplasm. Gene Ontology annotation, molecular function: RNA polymerase core enzyme binding; RNA polymerase II CTD heptapeptide repeat phosphatase activity. NCBI's taxonomy places the organism in Eukaryota, Metazoa, Chordata, Lepidosauria, Squamata, Viperidae. Bases 71 to 1873 code for a protein of 600 amino acids.
UCCUUUCAAGCUCCGCCUCCGCCAAGCCAGUCCCACCGGGGGUGAGAGAUCAACGCCGAAAAGGACCCGGAUGAUGGCGGAAGAAGCGCGGAGAAGUGAUCGCAAAUCCUUAGGAAACAAACCAUCUUUAAAAAAUGAAGAUGCUGCUGAAAGGAAAGCAGCACUUGAAGCUGCCAUUAGGAAAAAAAUUGAGUAUGAGCGGAAAGCACAGCAAGUUGUUGAACACCUGUUGGAAGAGGAUAUUACCAAAGAAUUCUUUGUGGAUUGUGGGAGGCUUAUAACACCUUCUCACUAUCAAGAUGUGGUGGAAGAAAGAUUUAUCGUCAAGUUAUGUGGCUACCCACUCUGUCAAAAUAAGCUACAGAAUGUGCCAAAACAAAAGUAUAAAAUUUCUACCAAAACAAACAAAGUAUAUGAUAUUACUGAAAGAAAGCGUUUUUGCAGCAAUUUUUGUUACAAAGCAUCAAAAUACUUCGAGGGCCAAAUAUCCCAAACUCCAGUAUGGUUUCGAGAAGAAGAAAGACCACCGACGAUUGAGCUGCUAAAGAAAGAGUCAAGUGGCUACUCUGGGAAAGAAAUACAAUUAGUUAGUGAAAGAAUUAAAGCCUUAGACAUUGAAAAUCCUACUCCUGCAGAAAUCCUUCACAACUCUGAUUCAGGCGGUGAAAGCAACAGUGAUGCUGAGCAGGAGUUUUUUUCUUCUGUUCUACAAGAGAAUCUUUCAAAUACAGAGAAAUUGGCUGGGAAGCCCCUCAAGGGCAUCCUUAAAAAAAGCCCUACCAAAAGAGCAGAGCCUAAGCUCUUCACCACAGAGGACACACUUGACAAGACUUCAGCCCAACUAAACAAAGGCACAUCCGAUGUUCUACAAGAAGAGCACGUUUUUCCUGAUGAUAUUCCGGGGGGGAAACCUUGCCUUUCCCAGAACGUUCUUGAAAAGGUACAGGUCUCUGAAAAUCUUGGAAACAACCGUAGCUGCUCCCCAGUAGUGUUUCUGGGAGUGAGUCAAAAAGGGUCAGACCAAUUUAAAAGGUUACUUGCUAAAUCAAAACUGUCCGUCAGAAGUCCAGCAGAAUCCAUGGCGGCCAAAGAUGGCUUGUUAAAGAGCCUCAGGCAGACAUUUACUGACUGGAGAAGUGAGGAGACGCUGAAGCUUCUCCAUGGCUCUCACAGAACCACUAGUCGUCUCCUGCAGGGCACCCAGGCAAAUGACCCUGAGAAGGAAGAGCUUGAUGAAGAUGAUUUGGAAAGCGCUAAUAGCAGUGAAACUGCAUCCCAAAAGCACUCUUUUAACAGCCUAGAUCAGUCUUUGCCUUCCCAGGAUGCCAGGACAGCUGCCAAACCGUUACCUAGCGUUGAAAAAUUAAAAAAAGAGAGAUCACAGUUGGAGUUAAAGGUGAGGGAAUUUUACAAAGGAAAGUUCACUGUCCUUGAAGAGGAGGAUUUGGCAAUGCAAUUGGAAAGGGAACAGCAGAAUGGGAAGUCUCAAGACAAUGAACAGUGGGCUCCCGUUUUGCCACUUGUAGAUUCUAAAGCUCAGCAGCAGAUACGGAGACGGAUUGUGCUUGAAAAGCUUCAGAAAGUUUUACCUGCUGUUUUGGACCCUCUUAAGAUUCCUCUUGGUGAUGUUUAUAGUGAACUAAGAAAUCUUGUAAAAACAUUUAGGUUGACAAAUACAAAUAUAAUUCACAAAACUCCAGUGUGGACCUUAAUUGCCACUGUGCUGUUGUCUAUUUUGUCAGAAAAUAUCCCUGCUUUUGCACAUUCUCAGCAAAAUAAAGGAUAUACACAGUUCCUUGCUACCUUGCUUGAAGAAUUAUGUAUCAAAACUGAAGAUCUGGAAAGUCUAACAAAAAUAUUUAGAAGUGGCUGACUCCCUCACUGAAUAAGAAGAUCAUCCUUCAUUUCUCUCUUGAACAGAGAUUGAAUUAAUGUUCCACACUGGAUUUGUCAAACCGCUAGAAAUGUUUUUGCAGUUUAGUUAAAAAUACCAACUUUUUAAAAAAAAA